Messenger RNA from Talpa occidentalis (Iberian mole), 3863 nucleotides. RefSeq names its product tuftelin interacting protein 11 (gene TFIP11). The coding region runs from base 267 to 2780 and encodes 837 amino acids. Gene Ontology annotation, biological process: spliceosomal complex disassembly. NCBI's taxonomy places the organism in Eukaryota, Metazoa, Chordata, Mammalia, Eulipotyphla, Talpidae. The transcript is spliced from 13 exons. The record is from RefSeq and is a predicted model, not a curated record. Gene Ontology annotation, molecular function: nucleic acid binding. Gene Ontology annotation, cellular component: U2-type post-mRNA release spliceosomal complex.
GGGGACGAGAGGCGUCUGCCUCCGUAGGAGUGGGCGCGAGGGCCCGAGGAAGUGGGCUCCGGCCUGAGGGGCCGGAAUUCCGUCUCGCAGACAACCCAGCGCGACCGGGAACGGGGCGAAGCCGCGCCAGGUCAAGGGGAGUCCGGGCCGGGCUGUGGGAGCCGAGCUCCGCGGAGUAGCCGGCGCAGCGGGGAGAGACGCCUCAGCCUCACGUCAGGCGUCCUGGGUGUCGGGACCGGCCAGCCGCGGAACUUCGGUGACUAGCCAUGUCACUGUCCCACCUGUACCGGGACGGGGAAGGCCACAUGGAUGAUGAUGAGGAUGAGCGAGAGAACUUUGAGAUCACAGACUGGGACCUCCAGAAUGAGUUCAACCCCAAUCGGCAGCGCCACUGGCAGACUAAAGAAGAGGCCACUUAUGGAGUGUGGGCAGAACGGGACUCUGAUGAAGAACGGCCCAGCUUUGGAGGCAAACGAGCCCGUGACUACUCUGCACCAGUCAACUUCAUCAGCGCAGGACUCAAGAAAGGGGCAGCAGAGGAAGCAGAGUUGGAAGAUUCCGAUGAUGAAGAGAAACCUGUUAAGCAGGAAGACUUUCCUAAGGAUUUUGGACCAAAGAAGUUAAAAACGGGUGGCAAUUUUAAACCCAGCCAGAAAGGUUUUGCAGGAGGAACCAAAUCUUUCAUGGACUUUGGCAGCUGGGAAAGACACACAAAAGGAAUUGGACAGAAGCUUCUUCAGAAAAUGGGCUAUGUCCCUGGAAGGGGUCUUGGGAAGAAUGCCCAAGGUAUCAUUAACCCAAUUGAAGCCAAGCAGAGAAAGGGGAAAGGCGCUGUGGGCGCUUACGGCUCGGAGCGCACCACCCAGUCCCUGCAAGACUUCCCUGUGGUUGACUCGGAAGAAGAAGCUGAGGAGGAGUUUCAGAAGGAGCUGAGCCAGUGGAGGAAAGACCCCAGCGGAAGCAAGAAGAAGCCCAAAUACUCCUACAAGACAGUAGAAGAGUUGAAGGCCAAGGGCAGGAUUAGCAAGAAGCUCACCGCUCCCCAGAAGGAGCUUUCUCAGGUCAAGGUCAUAGACAUGACUGGCCGGGAGCAGAAGGUCUAUUACAGCUACAGUCAGAUCAGCCACAAGCACAAUGUCCCCGACGAUGGGCUGCCGCUGCAGUCACAGCCGCUGCCCCAGCCUGGCAAGGACGCCAAGGCCCCAGGCUUUGCGCUGCCCGAGCUGGAGCACAACCUGCAGCUGCUCAUCGACCUGACAGAGCAGGAGAUCAUUCAGAACGACCGGCAGCUGCAAUAUGAGCGGGACAUGGUGGUCAACCUCUCCCACGAGCUGGAGAAGAUGUCGGAGGUCCUGGAGCACGAGGAGCGGGUCAUCUCCAACCUCAGCAAGGUCCUGGAGAUGGUGGAGGAAUGCGAGCGGCGCAUGCAGCCCCACUGCAGCAACCCGCUCACCCUGGACGAGUGCGCCCACAUCUUUGAGACGCUGCAGGACAAGUAUUAUGAGGAGUACCGCAUGUCGGACCGCGUGGACCUGGCCGUGGCCAUUGUCUACCCGCUCAUGAAGGAGUACUUCAAGGAGUGGGAUCCUCUCAAAGACUGCACUUACGGCACCGAAAUCAUCUCCAAGUGGAAGAGCCUCCUGGAGAAUGACCAGCUCUUGUCCCACGGAGGGCAGGACCUCUCGGCGGACGCCUUCCACAGGCUGAUAUGGGAAGUCUGGAUGCCUUUUGUCCGAAGCAUCGUCACUCAGUGGCAGCCGAGGAACUGUGACCCGAUGGUGGACUUUUUGGAUAGCUGGGUGCACAUUAUUCCCGUGUGGAUCUUAGAUAAUAUCCUGGACCAGCUCAUCUUCCCCAAGCUGCAGAAGGAGGUGGAAAACUGGAACCCCCUGACGGACACUGUCCCCAUCCAUUCCUGGAUCCACCCGUGGCUUCCCCUCAUGCAGGCGCGCCUGGAGCCACUGUACUCCCCCAUCCGCAGCAAGCUGUCCAGCGCCCUGCAGAAGUGGCACCCUAGUGACUCCUCUGCCAAGCUCAUUCUCCAGCCCUGGAAAGAUGUCUUCACCCCUGGCUCCUGGGAAGCAUUCAUGGUCAAGAACAUAGUCCCCAAGCUGGGGAUGUGUCUCGGAGAGUUGGUCAUCAACCCCCACCAGCAGCACAUGGAUGCGUUUUAUUGGGUCAUCGACUGGGAAGGGAUGAUCUCUGUCUCUAGCCUGGUAGGGCUUCUUGAAAAGCACUUCUUCCCCAAAUGGCUUCAGGUGCUGUGCUCCUGGCUCAGUAACAGCCCAAACUAUGAGGAGAUCACUAAGUGGUACCUGGGCUGGAAAUCCAUGUUCUCAGACCAAGUCCUGGCACACCCCUCCGUCAAGGAUAAAUUUAAUGAAGCCCUUGAUAUCAUGAACCGGGCAGUGUCCUCCAAUGUUGGUGCCUACAUGCAGCCUGGAGCACGGGAGAACAUCGCCUACCUCACCCACACAGAGCGGAGGAAGGACUUCCAGUACGAGGCCAUGCAGGAGCGACGUGAAGCUGAGAACAUGGCCCAGCGGGGCAUCGGCGUGGCUGCCAGCUCUGUGCCCAUGAACUUUAAAGACCUCAUUGAGACCAAGGCUGAAGAGCACAACAUUGUCUUCAUGCCUGUCAUUGGGAAGCGACACGAAGGGAAGCAGCUUUACACCUUUGGUCGUAUCGUCAUCUACAUUGACCGAGGAGUAGUCUUCGUCCAAGGCGAGAAGACCUGGGUGCCCACCUCCCUGCAGAGCUUGAUUGACAUGGCCAAGUAGACUAAAGCAGGCCCGAGCAGGCUGGACACUGGCACACAAGGGACAUAUUUAUGAAUAAACUAUUUCAAACCAUGUUUGAAAGAAUAACUUCUCUAUUCAGGGACUAUGAAAGAUAGAAAGCAUAAAGCUACUCUAGAAGUACAUAAAUCUUUUUAUCAAGUCCUUCCACAGCCUUGAGAACAAAAUUUCCCGUGCUCUGAAUCUUACCACCACAAAGAAAGAAGCUCCCCAGCAGCUCCUCCUUGGCAGCCUUCCCUUCAGUCUUUAGUGGCAGCUGCUGCUGCCUUGGCCAACACGGAAUAUGCUACAGCAAGUUCAAGUCCGUAGCUGCUGGGUCUUGUUCCUGAUGAUUUCAAGGUCCUCACAGUCUUGAUAAUCUGGUUCUUCCUGAAAUGCCCAAAUUUCCGUGGGCAGUUGUUUCAGUUUAUGGACAGGGAACCAGUGGACAGAGGUGUCGUUGAAGACGUCUGUGUACUGUGAGGCCUGUGGAAACUCCAGCUCUUCUAGUCCUUUUAAAAUCUGAACAGAAAAAUUUUAGUGUAAACCAAAAAUGUAAUCACAGUAAAUAAAUCCAACUCUUCUGGGUUCAAUUUCCAUUCACCAGUCACCCCCCUCAUGUUAUCCUUAAAAAAUAAGGAAGGGACCAUUUUAAGUGCUUUUGUACAAUGAUUUGAAAGGCUCAAGGGCUGUAAUACUGAGAAUAAAGGAAACUAGGAAAAAAUUAAGAGGUGCAUUAAAAUGCCAUAGCUUUCUGGAACACAGACCCAUUGAAGGAGCUCACUGUACAGUAAUUCCACCUGUCUUCAUUAACCCCAUUAGCUUCCUCAAAUGAAAAGGCAGAGUUCUUCCCCAUAAAGGAGAAAAUAGAAUGACUUCAAACCCUUUUCCAUCCCAGCCCCUACAUCCAGAUAAGAUACCUUUGCAAUGUAGGGGUAAUUUUCCUUCAGAAUCCUUGUCAACAACCUAUGGGGAAAAACCACAGAGAUUAGGGGAUAUGAGGGUGAUUUUAUUUAACUUCAGACAAAGGCAAGAUGAUUUAAAUGUGACAGGGAUUAUUUAAAAAAGAUUUGGAAUACAGAGUAA